GCAGCCACCGGGGCCAUCUUUGAGGAUCAGGCUGGCCUUUUCGACUGGCACCAGCAGCUCGUCGGACCUCCGGCCUUUGUGCAGCCUUUGCAGGGCGAUGUCUUGACCGCCAGUACUCAGGGCAUUGUAGCCCGCCUGGACAGCACGUCUGGCGACAUUGCUUGGCGCCGUGUCUUUCUGGAAUCAGCGCAGCUGGUAAACCUGCUCGUGUUCAAGGACGACGUUGUUGUCGUUUUCCAUGACCGUGUCCUUCGCCUGGAUGGUGAGGAUGGUGCUGUGGUGUAUGAUACGGCUGUGCCGCUGGCCUCGACUGUGGACGGAGAAGCAGCAACGAGGCCUGCCAGCUGGGUGCCCGCUGCAUUUGAGCUGAGUGCCUUCUAUCUUGACCGCGUCCUACCCCUGGUCGUGUUGGCGGCCGAGGAACGUGUUGUCUUUGUCUCCCUCAAAGAUGGUGCCGUCUUCUGGGAGUCUGGCCUGCCGACAGGCUUUACGGUGCAGGGAGUCAUUGCUGACGCAGAGCAGAGCUCAGCGCACGCCAUCGUGGCCAAUGAGGGUGAUGAACAGAAGGUGUUCCACUUUGACCUGGACCAAAAGACCAAGACCGAGCUGGACCUCGAAACGGCAGGAACCACGUGCUAUCUGCUCCAUCCUGCAAACCUCGUGUGCGAAGCUGAGCGCGGCGUGGUGAUCACUGCUCUUCAGGGCGCUAACGCUAACAGCAAUAACUCGGCCUCAACCCUGAGCCUUCCCGCCAAACCCACUGCCGUCGCCGCGCGUCGUGAUGGACAAGCCCUCAUCAUCAAGACGGCCGCGCCAUCUACUCACACUCUGUUGAUCGAGCGUCAAGAAGCUGUCCUCGUUGAAGGCAUUGCCACGGAUGCCACCAUUUCCGGCGAUCAGAUUUCGGUUCAGGGCAAAUCUUUUUCCUUGCCGUUCCCCUCCCCAGCCGUCGCUGUCGUUGACUUUGCGGCCGUGGACUCCAGCGUCGUUGUGGCCUUUGACAACGGCGUCCUAGCUUCGUUUGAAAACGACAACGGCGUGCGCUGGCAACGACUGGAGGGCCUGGCCGAUGUCGUUGAUAGUCUGAUCAUCGAUCUUGCUCCACCUGAGGGCGAGCGCAUGCUCUUUGCGGAAAGCAACCCAGUGUCAGCUUUCCUGCGCCGUGUUGCGUCGACCAUGGGCGAUGUCAAGGCAUUGUUUCAGCCCCGGCACGACUCGGAUCUGACCACCGAUCUCUUCCGCCUCCACAAGAUGGUGUUGGCCGUUGACCGCCAUGGUCAAGUCUAUGCCCUGAACUCAGUGGACGGCCAGCUGGCCUACACUUUGCCGGCGCCUCCCACACAAGAAGAUUUGGAGUGCCGCCUUUUCCUUCUACAGUCUGCCACCCGUGGCUCCUCGGUGAUUGCCCGCGCUUGCCACGGCAGCUCCGCCGAGGACACGGUGACGUUCUUUGAUGGCCUGACAGGUACCCCGGUCAAAACAAAGGGCCUGUCGGAGCAGGUUGUGGCCGAUGUCCGAGGCUUUGCUGUCAUUCCUUCAUCAAGUGCCGAAGCCCAGAUCCUGGCCGUUCUUCGCCGCGAUGGCAGUGUUGCUUUCUUUCCCGAACCCAAGGUGGAGGAGCAGACUUCAACCCCGGUCUAUUUCUUCAUUUUGGAGCGUCGGGUGGGCGUGCUGCGUGGCUAUUUGCUAGUUAAUGGUACGGCUCAACCUACAUAUGAGCUCGACCUGGCUCCCCAAGGCGAAGUUGUGGCCGAUGUGGCCAUGCUGCCCGCCUAUCAACGCAUUGCUUCCCCGGGCGAGAUCUUGGCGGACAAGACUGUGUUAUUCAAGUACACCAACCCCAACCUCCUGGCCGUCGCUACGCUGUCCCCCUACGUCAAGCGCAGCGCCGUGUUGACCGUGGCCAUCAUUGAUACUGUCACGGGAGCUUUUGUGGAUCGUGUCCAACACGACAACGUGCGAGGGCCGGCCUGUCUGACCAUGGCUGAGAAUUGGGUCCUGUACUCCUUCCGUGACCGCAAACACAAGCGCACGGAGAUUGCCGUCACCGAGCUCUAUGAUAGCAUGGGCAAGGUGGCCGAGCAGGGCUUUUCGUCCUUCAAACGCCAGGAGCCGCUUGUUCUGCGUCAAUCCUAUGCUUUCCCGGGCUUUAUCAACCGACUCGCUGUCACAAACACGGCUUUGGGUGUGACACAACGUAACGCGCUAGUCGGGCUGGCCUCGGGCGGCGUGUUGUCUCUCCCGCGCCCCAUGUUUAGCGCCCGCCGACCCGCGGAAAAGGGCGCCGGCGCAGCUCUUGGCCUGCCUGAUUACCACCCGCUCAUUUCUGUCAGCACGCGGUCCAUUCUCAAUUACAACCACACGGUUGAGAACCUGCGCACCAUCGUCACGGCGCCCACGGGUCUGGAGUCAACCUGCAUCGUUGUGGCCUUUGGUGCUGAUAUCUUCUUGACGCAGCAUUCGCCGAGCAAGCAAUACGAUCGCCUCAACUCAGACUUUGACUUUGUGAGCCUGACGCUGGUGCUGACCGCCUUGGUUGCGCUGACCUUUGUCUUGAGCAACCUGGCAGGGCGCAAGCGCCUGGCAGCUCUCUGGAUCUAGAUUGGAUUGCUUUGGUUUUGAACCCCUCCAUCCCCUCUUAAACACCAAAAUACAAGGGCUGACAGGGAAGUCAGAAUG
Molecule: messenger RNA, 2679 nt
Organism: Monosiga brevicollis MX1
Lineage: Eukaryota; Choanoflagellata; Craspedida; Salpingoecidae
Exons: 20
Coding region: 1120-2601 (493 amino acids)
Biological process (GO): protein folding in endoplasmic reticulum
Cellular component (GO): EMC complex
Source: RefSeq, a predicted model, not a curated record